Leptopilina heterotoma is the source of this 3972-nucleotide messenger RNA. RefSeq lists its product as uncharacterized. The record is from RefSeq and is a predicted model, not a curated record. The coding region runs from base 20 to 3535 and encodes 1171 amino acids. Lineage: Eukaryota; Metazoa; Arthropoda; Insecta; Hymenoptera; Figitidae. The transcript is spliced from 11 exons. Gene Ontology annotation, molecular function: flavin adenine dinucleotide binding; oxidoreductase activity, acting on CH-OH group of donors.
UAAAACAUUAUUGUCAACCAUGACUCAUUUAUAUCCAGAUGAACUUGUUUCACAGACAAUAGAAAAAGAACCAGGAGAAGUCGAUUUUAUAAUAAUAGGAGCAGGAUCCGCUGGCUGCAUUUUAGCUAAUCGAUUAUCAGAGAACAAAAAUUGGAGUGUACUUCUAUUAGAAGAAGGUGGAGAGGAACCAUUAAUUGGUAGUAUUCCAGCAACACUACCAGCUCUUAAAAAAAUUAGUCGACGUUAUCAAACCGCAUCAGGUGGAAAUUAUUGUUUGGCAAAUAAUGGAUGUGUGUUCGUUAAUGGCAAAGUAAUGGGAGGAACUAGCAGUAUUAAUGUAAUUAUGUACACAAGAGGUAACAAAGAAGAUUUUGAUACUUGGACCCAAUUAGGAAAUCCAGGCUGGGGAUAUAAAGAAGUCCUACCUUUUUUCAUCAGAUCGGAAGAUAAUAGGGACAAAGAUAUAUUAACCACCAAUCCAGAUUAUCAUGGAACUGGUGGCUAUCAAUCUGUACAAAGAUUACCAUACGAAGAUCCAAUAGCAACAACUCUUCUUCAAGCUCUACGAGAAAUUGGCUACAAUACUACAGAUUUGAACGGAUUAAACCAAAUCGGAUCGAUGCGAGUGCAAGCAACAUCAAACAAUGGAUCAAGAGCAAGUACAAAUGUUGCUUUUCUUCGACCCAUUAGAACGAAACGACGCAACCUAAUUAUUAGAACUAAUACUCGAGUGGUGAAAAUUAUAAUAAAUGAAGAAAAAAGAGCAAAUGGUGUAGAAAUUACCUCACUCAAAACAGGAGUAACUGAAAUUAUCACAGCAAAAAAAGAAAUCAUCCUAUCAGCCGGAUCAAUAGAAUCACCAAGAUUACUUAUGCUCUCUGGAAUAGGUCCAAAGGAUGAUCUCGAAAAACAUCGAAUCAAUGUUGUACAAAAUUUAUCUGUAGGACAUAAUCUUCAGGAUCAUGUAACAUACACUGGAAUUCGGUACAAACUAAGAGAAGAUGAAUCUUUAUACAAUCCGGAUUGUCCAACGAGACAGAAGCAUUUAAACCAGUAUUUAGAAUUUAAACGAGGUCCUUUUUCUUCAAUGGGCAUAAUGCAUGCUACUGCAUAUUUACAAUUACCAAUAGGAACAAAUUCAACUGCUUCAAACAUACAGAUUCUGUUUCAGCCUAAUUUUACCUCACUGGAAAGUUCAAUGUACUAUGAUAAUUUUUAUCAACGGAUAAUUUUGUUACAUCCUAAGAGUACCGGCUAUGUGAAACUUAAUGAGACUAACCCCGUUUGGGGUCAACCUCUAAUCGACUUUAAAUAUUUUUCUAACGGUGCAGAUUUGGAUCAAUUAAUUGAAGGAAAUCGUGUGGGACUAAAAAUGAUUGGCACAAAAGCAAUCAGGGAAAGUAUUUUCGACUUUGAUAGAACACCUCUGCCGGGUUGUGAACAACAUGAAUUUAAUUCUGACAAUUAUUGGCAAUGUUCUGCAAUGCAUUACACUGUAUCAAUGUUUCAUCCAACUGGAACUUGUAAAAUGGGUCCGAAAAAUGAUUCAGAAGCUGUUGUUGAUGCGAGACUACGAGUUUAUGGUAUCGAAGGUUUGCGAGUGGCUGAUGCAUCAAUUAUGCCAUUUAUUACAAGAGCGAAUCCACAUGCUACAAUAAUGAUGAUUGCCGAGAAAGCUAGCGAUAUGAUCAAAGAAGACUGGAAAAGCAAUAUGUUGUUAUUUAAUAUUUUUUCUUUACUCUUUAUUCUUUAUAAUCAAGCAUGGAUAACAUCAGUUUUUACGAAUCUUUACGCUUCUUCCAUAACAUGCAACUUUACUUACACAGCUCUAAUAUCACUUUUCACCAAUGUAUAUCCAGACGAACAUCUUUCACAGCCAUUUCGAAAAAUACCAGAAGAAGUCGAUUUUAUUGUAGUAGGAGGAGGAUCAGCAGGAUGUGUUCUUGGAAAUAGAUUAUCGGAAAAUAAAAAUUGGAGUGUACUUUUGCUUGAAGAAGGAAGCGAGGAGCCUUUAAUAACAAGUAUUCCAGCGUAUUUUGCACUUCAUGUAGUUUUACCAAUUACUCGGCACUAUAAAACAGUGCAUGACAACGAAUUUUGUCUAGCAACCAAUGGAUGUGAUUUUAUUACCGCUAAAGUAUUGGGUGGAGGAAGUAGCAUUAACGGAAUGUUUUACGUCCGUGGUAACAAAGUUGAUUAUGACAAUUGGGCCGAAUUAGGAAAUCCAGGUUGGAGUUACAAUGAUGUUUUGCCAUUUUUUCUAAAAUCAGAGGACAACAGGGAUGAAGAAAUAAUAAAAUUAAAUCCAGGUUAUCAUGGCACUGGUGGCUAUCAAUCAGUUCAAAGAAUGCCCUAUGCAGAUCGACCAUCAAAAAUUAUACUCAAAGCAGUACGCGAACUUGGCUAUAAUGAUACGGAUUUUAACGGAGCAAAUCAAGUUGGAUCAAUGCGUUUGCAAGCAACAUCGAAAAAUGGAGUACGAGCAAGUACAAAUGCUGCAUUCAUUCGACCAAUAAGAUCAAAACGAAGAAAUUUAUUCAUCAAAACAAAUGUUCGUGUGGUGAAAAUUUUAAUUGAUUCGGAAAUGGGUAGAGCAAUUGGUGUUGAACUUAUAUUAACGAAAACUGGAGCAACGAAAAUUGUUAUGGCAAGAAAGGAAGUAAUUGUAUCAGCAGGUACAAUAGAAUCUGCAAGAUUGCUAAUGCUCUCCGGAAUAGGUCCUGCAGAUGAACUCGAAAAGCAUCGAAUCAAUGUUGUACAAAAUUUAUCCGUAGGGCAAAAUCUUCAGGACCAUGUAUCAUUCUGGGGGAUUAGAUUUCAAAUCCAUGGUGUGGAUAGAGAAAAUGUGAGUUGUCUCAUAAGGCAAGCACACUUGCACCAGUACCUAAAAUUUAAGAAAGGACCCAUCGCCUCCAUGGGUCUUCUUCAUGCCGUAUCGUUUCUGCAAACUCAGAACGCUACCAAUUCAACAUCUCCAGAUAUAACACUUGUGUUUUUACCUUUUCCCAAAAAAUUCGACACUCCAAUUUACUACAAUAGUUUCUAUCAAGGGGCAUUUUUGUUAACACCAAAGAGUAGAGGUUUUAUAAAACUAAACACAACUGAUCCUCUAUGGGGCAAUCCGAUAAUAAAUCCAAGAUAUUUGUCAGAAGAGUCGGACAUGAAUCGGGUACUAUAUGCAUCGACAAUUGGCAUUAGGUUGAAUAAUUCAAAAACAUUUAGGGAAAAUAAUAUCAUUAUUGAUGAAACGCCUAUGGAAGGUUGUGAACAUUUUGUAUUUAAUACCAGUGAGUAUUGGCGAUGCUUGGCGAGAAGAUACACGCAAAAUUUCUUUCACUAUGCUGGAACUUGUAAAAUGGGGCCAAAGAACGAUUCGGAAGCUGUAGUGGAUUCUAGACUACGUGUUUAUGGAAUCAAAGGCUUGCGUGUUGUUGAUGCUUCGAUAAUGCCUGUUAUUCCUCGAGCUAAUACAAAUGCACCGACAAUUAUGAUUGCCGAGAAGGCUAGUUCAAUGAUCAAGGAAGAUUGGAUGUAGAUUUUUGGUUUUAGAAAUUUUCAAUGGAAACUAAUUUAGUAUUGAUAAAAAAAAAUUGUAAUUUCAAAUUUCGUAUUUGCUUACAUAAAAAAUUGUAAUUACGAUACUUUCUUCUAUGAAAAUUGUCCUAAUAAAUUAGUACCACAAACAAAUAUGGGUUAGAAUGUAUAACAGAAUUUGUAUUCAAACACUAAACAUUUCAAGAACAUUGUUAAAAUUUUUUGCAGUUGUUUGUUGCAGUACAUCAUGUUUGGAAUCUAUAAUUUCUAUGUACUUCGUGAUAAUGUUCGUUGAUUAGCUCUUUAAAUAUGAAUUCGUAAAAUAUUACUAACAAAUCGUGAAAUACAACCAACAAAUAGCAAAAUUUUGACAAUUUAUAGCUACUUCUGCUAAAAAAAUCCUUAUUGUAAAGAAAAUAAAAAAUUUGUCUCUCCAUU